Mesorhabditis belari is the source of this 1050-nucleotide messenger RNA. NCBI's taxonomy places the organism in Eukaryota, Metazoa, Nematoda, Chromadorea, Rhabditida, Rhabditidae. The record is from the annotation of a GenBank genome assembly.
AUGCUAAAUGUUUUUGAGAAACUAUUGAUUUUUGUACUGCUUACCGUUAUUCAAUGUGCAACAGAUUACAAUGAACAGGAAGCUCGAACCUAUCUAAAUUUUGCGGCUGCCGCAUAUGCUGACUCUCCAACGCCUUGUUUGCAAAGGGUUUUCCCCCCUUCAAGUGCUUACCAAUUGAUCUCAACAAAAACUGAAUCUUGUGAUGCAUUGUCCCAAUUGUGUUCGGGAUACAUUGUGAAAUCUGAUGUUUUACGGCAAAUUGUUGUUGUCUUUAGAGGCACAAAAACGGACGUUCAAUUGUUAUUGGAGGGAUGGUCGACCCUUCAGCCACAACAAGAUUUCUAUGGAAUGGGAAAAGUGAAUCAAUACUUCGGAAAUGCGGUCGAUUUGUUGUUUGAUCCGGUUGGGACAACGCUGUCGAAUCCACAGUGGAGAGAUUACAAAGUCGUAUUCACCGGUCAUUCACUCGGUGCCGCUUUGGCUGCUCUUGCUGCAGCCAGGACUGCUGCUCAAGGACUCCGAAACAGCAACCAAAUAAAACUGUACACUUUCGGUGAGCCAAGAGUCGGAAAUGUUCAAUUUGCUGCCUCUUUCAACAAUUUAGUCCCAGAAGCAUUUCGUGUCGUAUUUCGAAGUGAUAUUGUGCCUCAUUUACCCGGUUGUAACAAAGAUUAUAUCAAUGGAACUGAUACCGACGACAGUCAACCCUGUGAUCCUGGGAAUUUAGUUCGGGGAUAUCACCAUCAAAUGGAAAUUUGGUAUCCAACCUGUAUGACCCCGGGUUGUCAGUACAAAAUCUGCACGGGAACACCGACCGGAGAGGAUUUCUCGUGCUCAGAUUUAAUCAAAUUUGAUAUGAACAACGUCUCAAUGUAUAUCUGGGAUCAUCGACACUAUUUUGAUCUCAAAGUGACACAAUACGGUGAGAUUGGUUGUGAUGCGAAUGAUCCAUCUGUCCACGAUCCGCCCCCACAAUCAAGCAAUUUCGUUGAAAAACUCCUUUUCACUGCUGGAUCGUUUGCAAGCAAAUUGGGAAUUGGCACAAAGAAA